Molecule: messenger RNA, 8819 nt
Organism: Varanus komodoensis (Komodo dragon)
Lineage: Eukaryota; Metazoa; Chordata; Lepidosauria; Squamata; Varanidae
Gene: SNX27
Product: sorting nexin 27
Exons: 13
Coding region: 16-1752 (578 amino acids)
Biological process (GO): signal transduction; intracellular protein transport
Cellular component (GO): early endosome
Molecular function (GO): protein binding; phosphatidylinositol-3-phosphate binding
Source: RefSeq, a predicted model, not a curated record
CUGGCUCGCGCCAAGAUGGCGGACGAGGCGAGCGAGGGGCUUCCGCGCUCCGUGCUGCCGGGCCCGCUGAGGGGCGGCAGCUCCGGCGGCGGAGGCGGCUCCGGCUCCGGCUCGUCGUUCCCGACCUCGGCACCCCUUUCCGCUCCCGCCACCGCCGCCGCCGCCUCGCCGCCGCCGUCGGGGCCUCGCGUGGUGCGCAUCGUCAAGUCGGAGUCCGGCUACGGGUUCAACGUGCGCGGUCAAGUGAGCGAGGGCGGGCAGCUGCGCAGCAUCAACGGGGAGCUCUACGCGCCGCUGCAGCACGUCAGCGCCGUCCUGGGCGGGGGGGCGGCCGAGCGCGCCGGGGUGCGCAAAGGGGACCGCAUCCUUGAGGUGAAUGGUGUGAAUGUCGAAGGGGCAACUCACAAGCAAGUGGUGGACCUGAUCCGCGCAGGGGAGAAGGAGCUGAUCCUGACGGUGCUGUCUGUGCCCCCGCACGAGGCGGACAACCUCGAUCCGAGCGAUGACUCGCUGGGCCAGUCCUUCUAUGACUACACGGAGAAGCAAGCCGUGCCCAUCUCCAUCCCCACCUACAAGCAUGUGGAACAGAAUGGUGAGAAGUUCGUGGUGUAUAAUGUUUACAUGGCGGGCCGGCAGCUUUGUUCAAAGCGGUACCGUGAAUUCGCCAUCUUGCAUCAGAACCUGAAGAGGGAGUUUGCCAACUUCACUUUUCCCCGCCUGCCAGGCAAAUGGCCGUUCUCACUGUCAGAGCAACAGCUGGAUGCCAGGCGACGGGGCCUUGAGGAAUACCUUGAAAAGGUGUGCUCCAUCCGGGUCAUUGGCGAGAGCGACAUCAUGCAGGAGUUCUUGUCGGAGUCCGACGAGAACUACAAUGGUGUGUCAGAUGUAGAGCUCAGAGUGGCCCUUCCAGACAUUACGACAGUGACCGUUCGGGUCAAAAAGAACAGCACCACAGACCAGGUGUACCAGGCUGUUGCGGCCAAAGUUGGGAUGGACAGCACAACCGCAAACUACUUUGCCUUGUUUGAAGUGAUCAAUCACUCUUUCGUGCGGAAGCUGGCACCCAAUGAGUUCCCGCACAAACUCUACGUGCAGAAUUACACCUCGGCAGUGCCGGGGACCUGCCUGACGAUCAGGAAGUGGCUGUUUACUACAGAAGAAGAGGUCCUUCUGAAUGACAAUGACCUGGCAGUCACCUACUUCUUCCACCAGGCUGUUGAUGAUGUGAAGAAGGGAUACAUCAAAGCUGAGGAGAAGUCCUACCAACUGCAGAAGCUCAGCGAGCAAAGGAAGAUGGUCAUGUACCUGAACAUGUUGCGGACCUGUGAGGGUUACAACGAGAUCAUCUUUCCACACUGCUCUUGUGACUCGCGCCGCAAGGGUCACGUGAUCACAGCCAUCAGCAUCAAGCACUUUAAACUUCACGCCUGCACCGAGGAAGGCCAGCUCGAGAACCAGGUAAUAGCUUUUGAGUGGGACGAGAUGCAGCGAUGGGACACCGAUGAGGAGGGCAUGGCCUUCUGCUUUGAAUAUGCACGAGGGGAAAAGAAGCCACGAUGGGUUAAAAUCUUCACUCCUUACUUUAAUUACAUGCACGAGUGUUUUGAGCGGGUGUUCUGUGAACUGAAGUGGCGAAAGGAGGUGGAGGAAGAAGCAACAGACAAGGAUAACAAAAACUGUAGUAAAGACAGCAUGUGCAGCAAGAAUAUCUUUCAGAUGAUGCGGACACAGCACAGAGACAUUACAACUUAGCCUCGAGCCGCCUCGGACAAAAACGUAUUAUCCCUUCCCCGCCCCCUCCUGAGAAAUUAACACUUUUUAAAAGGAAAAAAGAAAGAAAGAAAGAGGGAAAAUGGUUUAUUGUAUUAAAGCCCUUAAACUAAAUAUUAAUACCAUUUGUGAAUUUCAUGUUAAGCAACUUGGGGCAGGGAACCAGCAAAGCCGUCGGAAACAAGGGAAUGGGGAGUCCAGUUUAUUACCAACACAAAUUUUGGUUUUUCUAGUGUGCCCCCUUUCCUGGAGUCCUGUUGUUCAAAGAUGGACUAUGCUGAGGGAAUUUUUUCCCUUUUUUUACAACUGGAUAUAGAAAUGUACAUCCAUUUGCACUGUUUGGACAUAUAUAUGUAUGUAUGUAAAAAUAUAUAUAUACAAACUAUCACGCACGUAUAUACAUAUAUAUAAUUUUCAUAUCAACGGCUGUUACCUUUGGAGCGCUUGUAUUUCUACAUGGAAGUGUCCUUCCUCCUGGAUUGGUUGUGGUGGUGUUUUUGUAAAAAUCUUCUGGAACAAGGGAGGAGGAAAGAAAGCAAACACUUCUUCUUGUGUGUAGGAAUUCACUGGAGCUGAAACAAAUUUUGAACACCAUCAAAAUUGAAACCAAAUUAUGAAAUCUUUAAAGAAAUUUGUAAAAAUAGGAUGAACUUCACUCCGUUUUGGAGGCUGCAGGGCAGGGCGGGGGAACUUUGAAAAGUCAGCACUUUGACAAGAAUGUUUGAUUCGGUCUGAAUCAAAAUAUCCCAGCUGUGAGUUUGUGCAAGGGGAAAACUUCAAUUCAAGACUUCAGUUUUUCAGAAGUGCAAAAUUUCCUUUCAGCUCUGGCCACCUCACAUCUUCUGGAUUUAUAACUCCUGUUUCCCCAUCUGGCAUUACAGCUUUUUGUUUUCACAUUCAUGGAUUUUCAAAGUUGGUUUCUGGGUGAAAGGUGGAGGAGAGAGAGAAUUUUUCUCCCCAUAAACAGGCUGAUGACGUGAGGAUGUGCAGAGAAGGGCAGGAGAAAUGGUCAAGGGGCCGGAGCGACUCCCCUCUGUGCAGCAGCUACAGCAACUGGGACUGUUUAGCUUAGGAAAAAGGCAAGUAAGGGGAAACAUGACAGGUGCCUAAAUUAACGCAUGGCAGGGAGAAAGUGGAGAGGGGGGAUGUUCCUCCUGUACCCCUCGGACCAGAGGCCACCCCAUGAAGCUGAUUGGUGGGACGUUUAGUGCAGGUGACAGGAAGCGCUUCUUCAUACAAUACGGUGUUAAACUGUGGUGCCAGCUGCCACGGGAAGUGGUGACGGCCACCAGUCUGGGUGGCUUAGAAGAGGGAUUGGAUGGGUCCACGAGGGAGGAGGCUGGCUGUGACUACCAGCCUUGCCGGCCGUGUGCUGCCUCCUUGACCAGGGGCAGCGGGCCUGCUUGCCACAGUUGCCGAGGAGUGUGGGCAGGAGGAGGUCUUGGACCCGUCCUCCUCCUCCUCGAGGGUUGCUGUGCCCGGCUGGCGUGCCACAGAGUGCUGGGCCAGAUGGAGUUUUGCUCCGAUCCUGCCUGGCUUCUCUUAUAUAUCAAGACCAGGUAAAAGCAUGAGCUGCGUCUUGCUGGAUCAGACUAAGGCUGGACUAGCUAACGCCUCCUUUCCCUCCCUGGCGCCUCCAGGAGCCACAGAAUCGGGGCACCCGGGGCUUGCUGUCGUGGGCUGCUGAACUUGGAAGCGCCCCACCACAGCUGUGCCCUGGGCGGUUCCCCAUCCGCCACCGCGGGCGUCUUUCACGCCCUUCCGGGGCCAUCCAGGCCAGCGACCAUCAGCACAUCCCACCGUGCCAAUGCCGUUCGCAUGCGUGUGGUGUGACUCGAGGCGCUCGCCCUUGUUCGUGUGCCUGCACGAGCCAAGCACGCAGCCCGCUCCGGGAAGGACCGUAGCUCAGCAGCAGGAAGCCCCCAACCCAACCCCAAGUUUCUUGGACUGCGGUGGGGGAAAUCCGGAGCCCAGAAAGCAGCUGCGAGCGAGUGGAGACGACAAGGCGGUGCUAAAUGGACCAGUGGCGAGGCAGCCCGUGCAGCCCCUUCCUCUCUGUGCGCGUUUUGCUGGUGAAGAAGGCACCAGAGUACUUUGAGCUGGGCCGCAGAGGAAUGUCUUAGUGAAUGCUCUCGCCACCCUGCCAGUUCGGUUCCCCCAGCCACCUCAGGUGUGUCCCAGAUUAUCUACGUUAGUUAACCAGGUGCCAUGCAUAGAAUGAAAGACACUGGUUUUCUAAACGGCCAAGCAUAAAGGGAAGGGACAGUGCGGGGUGGCUUUCAGUGAGCAGGUAAUGGCAGAAGCAAAGAGGCUUUUAAUGAAUAGUUUGAAUCUAGAUGGGGUGAGAUGGACGUUGUCUAUGGAAAACCCUUCCUUCCUCUUUGCUGCUCUUGCCAGGAUACCUCCCACCCCUGCAGCAAUGCUUCUGUUUGUCCUCGUCCCCUGUCCCCGCCCUUUUAAAAGCGCCUUUUCCCAGCCGAUCUGUCAUUCAAAGAAACCCCUGCCUCUCACCUCUGCUUUUCAGCAUUGUGCGCUUCCUUCCACAAUGGUUUUGUGCAGCCAUUAACAGAGUGAGUACUUUGAGCAGACAGCCACACUGAGUAACUACAGGCAGCUGGAGACGAGCUAGAAAACACUGAGUUAAGGAUCUGUUUGCUGGACUUUCAGUAAGUUAACCUAUUUCUUUUUGGGUGUUGUACGAUAUCUGGGGAAGGUGCAGGUCCGGGAUUCUGGGGCCAAGACGCAUUGGCCGUGAGAGUGUGAGGAGCACACAGGAGCACUAACCAAAAGAUGGGGGAAAGAGAAGUGAACACGCAAUUCUAGUGUUCUUGGCUGUGGCAAAGGAAAACCCCAAGCGAUCUUGUGAUUGUCGGGAUGUUUUCAGAGGUAUCUGUCACAGAUGGAGGUGACAUGGAAAAUACUCGCAGUUUCAUACUAACGCACCCACAUUCAGGGACUGCACUCCUGUAAGAUUUGCAGCGAACAUUUAGGACAGCAGAAGCUCCAUGGAUUAUGAUGGGAGAAGAUUCCUUGGCUUAGCGGUCACCCUGUUGGCUGAUGUGAGCAGCUCUGAGAUGCUGGGCGGGGGGGGGGGGGCCAUUGGGAAGUCUUCCUGCACAGAUUCAAUUGUUGGAAUGCUCAGGGCCGCCAUCAACUGACUAAGCUUAGUCCUCUCUAUACUAAUUGGCAUGGAUAUGGGGUUUUGUAGACUUGGAGGCCUAACUGCUCUUGUCUGAUGUCCUAGAGACUUUGCUCCUUGGCUUUGCUACUUAAGGGUCAAUGACAGCAUAAAUGACCCUCUGGGAAAUCAUUGAUGACAGGCGGGCGGCUCAUGCACAGCUCGGGGGAAACACAAUCUCACCUGGCCAGUAAACUUCAAAAUAAGAAGGAAUUCUAUCCCCCAUAUUAAUGGUCCUUCGCUUUGAGUGUUGUCUUCCUCCCACUGCCCAGCAACAGUAUCUUUCUCUCACUCCCUUCUAGUCUUAUUUCCAACACUGAAGGUAUUGGGACUAUUUUCUAGCCUGCUUGAAUGUCUCCCAGAUCCAAUCUCGGUUGCCAAAAUUCAGUGUGAUUGUGCCAUGUUGAACCAGAUCAUUUUGACCUCCUUUCCUGGGUGCUGAUCGGACCCGAGCAGUUUGGAAUGUCUGAAUCCAGUGAGAGAAAACCAGCUUGGCUUUACUUCAGCACUAUGUGGCUUGAAGCGCCAAGCGACUGCUCUCCGGGUGUUGUGCGUUUUUUAAAACACAGGUGUAAAAUGCAGCAGUGUCAGAAGUGUUGGUGGUUGGGUCAAGGCAGGCCUUCUGCUCCUGCAUGGCUGGCUGCCUCCAGGGCGCCCUGCGGGUUUCUUGAUGGGCAGCUCCCGUUAUACAUAAAUACCUCUCCAUGUUAAGUCGUUGGAGCAGGAUAAGUACACACAAGGAUGUCCUUUAGAGGCAGUCCCAUACCUGGAACAACGACUGGCUACCCACUUGCCAAAAAGACUGGUUUUGGGUUUCCUGGGGUUAGUACGUCCUCUCUUGUUUCCCUUCUGUUUACCUGGCAUCCAUCCUGAAGUAGCUUUCUGAUGGGGACCCACGGUUCAUCAAGACAGAAUCCUUUCCGGGGGAGGAGGAAGAGGGUUUGUAGGGAGGCAGGCCUGGAAGUGCACACCUUCCUCUCCUUUCCUAAACAGCUCAGUUGCCCAGAUUCUCACUCUGAGUCCCAUUUCGGACUGUGUGGCCACUUAGCCAUUUCUAGGAAGCCCCUUGCCGGGCAUUGUAGCCAUGAUCCCCCUACUGUGCACGCGUGCGUGCGUGUGUGUGUGAGAGAGAGAGGGAGAGAAUUUCCCCCUCUGCACACUGAAAGGUGCUAGCUAGGAAGAAGAAUUCUAGCCGCACCUUCCUGCCACAGUAGUGGAGGGAUUUUGCAGCCAAGUCCGAUGCUCUAGGGAAUUAAAAUGUUUCUCAGGAGCCUAGGCAGAUGGCCAAAUCCGCUUGGAGAGAAUGCUCCCACGUACUCCCCCCACCCCCAAAGUGGCCUGGCCCGUCCUUCCUUAACUGGUAUGGAAGGUGACAUUUUGCAUCAGGUAUGUGCUGAAAAGCCCCUCUGGUUGGCCUCCAGAAAUAUACUUUGCAUCUCGGUUAUUCCCCAGGAAGUGUGAGGUGUCUGACUGGAAAAGGCAAUAGUGAUUCCAGUUCCUUGCCUCAGGCAAGAUUUGCCCCUUGCUAAUCACUCUUGCCAUCCGGAUUAAAUUCAUUCUGCAGUGUGGAGACCUGAAUGUCUUGUGCAUUUAUUGCUGUUGGAUCGCUGCACAGAUUUUGCCUCUUCUCUGGCUGGACCCAGCCCCUGCUUUUCCUCCAACAUGUGCGGACUUUAAAAAGGCAUCCUUUAGGGCUGCCUUUCAUGCUGCUUCAUUUCCGAGCUCGUGACGCCGCGUCCUCCUCCUCCUCGAAAUUGAAGGAUUACUCACAAAGCCAUCCCUGCUGGCAACAGAAGCUGAGCAGGACUUUAAAUGAGUCAGAGUUUGUGUGUGUGUUCGUAGAACCAUUCCGCUUGGUGUAUCUCCUAAUCUGAAUAAUCAGAACCUGGAAUGGAUGGAGAGGCUCUUCUUCGCGGCCCGUACUGGAUAAACCUCCUAUGCCGUCAUGCAGCUCUGCUGGAAAGUUUUAGGCAAACACCGCGGGGUAGACGCAAGGUAACACGCAGCCCCCCUCCGGCAACAUUUCCAGACCAUGUCUGGUGCCAGCGUGAUGCCAAAGGACAGAGAAGCCUGAGAAAGAAGCACUGGGCCAGAUCAAAGGCCUGGCGAGUCCCUCAUUCUGUCCAGCAACUAGCCAACGAGGGGCUCGCAGCACGCAGGCAAGCCGCCCUCCGCCCUUUCCUGUUUCCGAGUGUCAGAGCUCACAUUUUGGCUGCAGAUGUCCAUUAAUCACCUCUCUUUAAAGGAUUCUUGAAGCCAGGAUGGGAUAAAGCCAGUCUCCUUUCCCCCGUAGGCCUGUGAGCCAAAUCUGCAGUUACCCCCACCACCUGCAGCCCUUUCCCCGAUUGCUGGUUUUCUGGUCUUUUCUCAGCGGCUGUCCCCCUGCCCCUCGAAUUUUAAUUGCCUCCUGAAAAUUUAAUUCCUGACAGGGAGAGCUAUAGGCUAAAUAUAGCGGCAUUUUGCCCCUGCCCCACCUUGGCUCGGAUCCCAUCCACUGCUGGAAUGCAGCCCGAGAGCUUCUGGCACUUCAUCCGGUGUUUGAGCUUGUUCAAUUUUUUUUCUUAGCCUUGAAAACUAGCACCUUACUUUAUUUUAUUUUUCUAUUUGAAGAAGAAAAGCUGAGAUUCUUGGAACGCUGAAUGCUAGGCUCCCCUGCCAAAUCAGUCGUGUUCAUUAACCUACCUUGAACCUGGAAGAGGGGAAGAUGUGAGCUGAGGCAAAUAAAAGAAUCCUUGCCCGGGACCAGGAGAAGAGAGACUUGCUUUGCAAGCUGCCUGUGUCCCGGCUGCUUUGGUGGCUACCCUGCCAAGGAGGAUGCCUUUCGGGGUGGUACUAGCAGCCAGCAUCUUGCCAAAACCUCCAGGAACAGCCUGCCAGUCUUUGUGCAGGAAGGGGAACGGCCUUCAGCAAGGCAGCAUGCACUCCGGGGGGAGAAGGUUUGGUCUCUCUGCUUUUUAGAGACGGGUUUGGGCAAGAGGGUCGGGACGGCGCCCAAAAGACCCUGAGAAGCCACUGCUGGUCACACACUGCGCCAAAUGGACCCUUGGUCCAAUUCGGUCUUAGCCAACCUCGUGCGUUUUCGAAACUCUGUUCUUUCCAAUUCUACGUUUCUGUUUCAAGUCUUACUCAGCUGUUGGUUGAGGUCUGUCCCUGCCCUAGUUGAGGGUAACGCUUGAAUUUCUCUGCAUGUGUUGCAAUUCCAUAUUUCCAAGCAAACAGUACCGGCGGCAUGUAGCGCUGGUGACACCCACUCCCCCUACCAGUUCUGUAUGUGUGCGACGGACCGACCGCCUCUUCCCCCCACACCCACCCCUGGGAUGAAGCUUUUUCUAGACAAAAUAAAGCAACAGCCCCUUCCUCAAACUAACAGCAGCUCGUGGAGAGAAACAGCUUUUGGGUUGCCCCCUUUUUCCUUUCAUGAAGAGGAAUUGUGGGUGGCUUUAAUCCAACAGUCUGCCAUCAAAAAUUAGGCUGCAAACUUUUCUCCACCUGCCCUGGAUUCCCUCUUCAUUAAAAAAAAACAAACAACACUUUUAUUGGCUUGGGCCAGUAAUUCUUACGAUCUCCAAGUUCUCUGACGCCAUGCGUAUGUCUGUCUGUGUCUGUCUCUCGCUUUUUAAUUUAUUUGAGAGAUCUCUUGUAAUUUUCAUUGCAGUAUCUUGUGUUUUUAUUUGCAGUUCUAAAUGUGAAAAAGAAAGAAAAAUAGAUGGGGGAAAGAAAAGAUUGAAAACAAAAAAAAAACAUUUUCAGCAGUGUUGCAUUCUUCAUUUUUCUUUAGAGCUAACAACUCUAAAAUUUGUUUGGUAAAAGUCAAUUAGUGUAACUAAUUGUAACAUAUUCUUUUAAAUAAAUUGAUUUAUUGAUGAAACGA